Protomyces lactucae-debilis is the source of this 2473-nucleotide messenger RNA. RefSeq lists its product as uncharacterized. Gene Ontology annotation, molecular function: GTPase activator activity. The transcript has a single exon. NCBI's taxonomy places the organism in Eukaryota, Fungi, Ascomycota, Taphrinomycetes, Taphrinales, Protomycetaceae. Bases 409 to 2328 code for a protein of 639 amino acids. The record is from RefSeq and is a predicted model, not a curated record. Gene Ontology annotation, biological process: regulation of mitotic cytokinesis.
AGGACAGGCAGGAUCUGGCAGGAACAGGCAUUGGUCGUAAAGGCAAGGAAGGUCACAGGAUGAGAUUGAGGGAUAUGGGCCAAUGAGGAAAUCAAGGCGAUGCAACAUGGAUGGGUCACGUCUAUGCGAUGCGAUGCUGCGUGGAUGCGACUCGUGGUGCUGCUCUCUCGCUGUACUCCCCUGGCUGGAUCUACUUGAGCAGAGUGAGUCUCUGGAAGGCCAGGCGAUCGACUACCUGGCCUCUGCUCGCCAGGCCUUGCACUUGGUCUCUUACUCUCCUGCUCUUUGGUCAUCGCGUAGAAAGAAAACAAAUCGCAUCCAGAGUCAACAGAGACGGCGACUACUGCUGCUACUGCUGCUGCUUCUACUCUAUCAGUAAGUACUGCUGCUACUACUGCCUGGCAGGGCAUGAAGACCAUCCCGACACUCAACUAUGUCGCCGCCCAACUCGCCGCCAACACACUAGGCCUCGACAUCGCUUCAGUCGCCGGCCAGGAGCACUCACCCAGCAGUCCCACACGCAUGCGACGCGCCUCAUCCACGCCCGUCCAAGCGCGUCGUCCUUCCAGCCAGCAGCCAGGAUCCUCGCUCGAUGAGCAGCAUGAAUCAGCAUUGGGCUCUGCACGUCGCCUCUCCAAGAGACUCUCGACGCGCUUCACCAGAGACCUCGACGACAGAACAUCGCCCUCACCACCGCGCCGGAUGGCAGACCGCAACAACAAGGAGAAUGAAUAUCCAUCGACUGCCUCGCCCUCAAACAACCUGCCUGUACCGCAAAAACCACAGCCUGCAUCCAUCAGACGCGUCUAUCCGACUGCUGGCCAGGAUCGUCGGAUGCUGACACCCUUUGGCAUGUCACAUCCAGGGGAACCGUCGAUCGUGCAGACGCACACCACCACCGUACACGCAGGUCGUCCAAGAGGACUCUCCCUUGCUACAUCCCUGCUCUCUUGUGACUCGUGGAACGAUGAUGUGCCUGAACCUGUGGAGACACUACCGCUUGCGAGUCCGGGGCAGCUAGAUCAUAUUCAUGGCAAGAUGCUGGCUGAAUCGCAUGAGAACCACCUUAAUAAACGCAGCUCACGACGAUCGCUACAUGCGCAGAGUGAUGACACGACAUACGGCACUAUGACUGCGCAAGAUGCAGCGCACCAUCUACAAUCACACCACUCAUCUUCAGAAGAUUGGACGCACUCGCCUUCUCCACCACAACUCGCAUCACCCAUUGAGCAACACCAACGCUCGAGUCCAUUCGUGCCGAGUCCAGGGAGACAGCGAUCUGUUGGGUCUUUGUGGUAUGGCAAUGCUUCAAGUCCCGAAACAUCACCAGUCCUGGCGAAACGCAAACCACCACCCUUGGCAGCACGUCCACGUAUGCCUGAUUUCAUGAAUCCAGUCGUUGCUGAUGCUGCUGCCAUACCACAGAGUCCAGCCAAUGAUCGCAAGCACGGCAUGCGCAUCGAUACAGCAAAAGCCAUCCUGCAAGAACAUAAUGACCAAAUCUCACCACUGCCAGGGUCUUUGCGAAGUGGGUAUGGAAGUAUGCACAGCCAACCGCCUGCUUCUUCUUCCCUGAAAUUACGGCUCCCGCCACCUACCAGCAAUUAUGGGACGAGUAUUGGUGAUGCUUCCGUCAGGUCGAGACCAGGCACGACCAUGACGACCGAUGGCAAUAUAAUCCCCGGUCGUCGUCGCGUCUUGCGAACAGCCAGCGGUGGUAGCUACUCUGUUCCGGUCCCCAUCAUGCCAGCUGAAUCGUGGGAUGAUGAUUUUGGGGAAGGUGGUAGUGGUGGAGGUGAUCCUGUUGCAACAACCUUGGCAGUACCGGCAAGUAUUCGACGUUCACAAGCGUCCUUGCGUUCACAUGUUUGGCUUUUACGGCAAUUUGCUGACUUGGUGGCUGAUUUGAAGCAAGCGAGUCAUUGCGCACAUACCAGGACACUAGCUGAGGCUACAUCUCCUUCUGUCCCUGCAGACGUGAAGGACGCGCUUGAUGAAGCAGAAGCAAUCAUUGCACUCGCAGAUCAAGGUGAGACUGAGUUUGAAGCGGCAGAUUCCCUUCGAUCAAUCGAGUCUGCGGUCUUCUUGCAGCACGCACAGAUCCUCACGCGAAUUCUUGGGCCGACGGAUACGACGCUGGUGGAUGGACGCAUUCGACUCGAUGGUCAAGUCUUGGGCAUCCUGAAUGAGAAAUGCCAAGCGCUGCUUGCUACCCUCUCCAGCUAUACAGCGCUCGAUCACGAGCCUCGUGUUCUUGCGGCACAGAAAUCUCAGGAAGCCGGUGGGCCGGAGCUUGAGGGAGAGGAUGAGGAUGCGUUGUGGCUCUAAUGUGUGUUGUUUUAUGGUUGCACCGCGAGCAGCCUCUCGUCUAGUCUGUAUGCUUUUUUGGCGCUUGGCAUGUGCUUUCCAUCGUGUUUCCUCUAGUCUUGUACCUUGCAUCCAUAGCCCUCAUUGUCACUUCUAAUGAUCAUGC